This is a messenger RNA of Lepus europaeus (European hare), 936 nucleotides long. Its product is annotated as olfactory receptor 4D1-like. Gene Ontology annotation, cellular component: membrane. Lineage: Eukaryota; Metazoa; Chordata; Mammalia; Lagomorpha; Leporidae. The record is from RefSeq and is a predicted model, not a curated record. Gene Ontology annotation, molecular function: G protein-coupled receptor activity; olfactory receptor activity. Gene Ontology annotation, biological process: G protein-coupled receptor signaling pathway. Bases 1 to 936 code for a protein of 311 amino acids. The transcript has a single exon.
AUGGAAACCCAGAACCUCACACGAGUGUCCGAGUUUGUCCUCUUAGGGUUCACACAUAAUCAAGGGCUCCAGAAACUCCUGUUCAUGCUGUUCUUAUUGGUUUACGUCACCACGGUGGUGGGAAAUCUUCUUAUAAUGAUCACAGUAACUUUGGACCCCCGACUCAACAUGCCCAUGUAUUUUCUUCUUCGCAAUCUGGCUGUCAUAGACUUCUGCUAUUCCACGGUCACCUGCCCAAAGAUGCUGGCAGACUUCUUUCGUGAGACCAAGACCAUCUCCUACCAGGGCUGCAUGGCCCAAAUCUUCUUCUUCCACCUCUUGGGAGGUGGCACUGUCUUCUUUCUCUCAGUGAUGGCUUAUGACCGCUACAUAGCCAUCUCUCGGCCCCUCCACUAUGUCACCAUCAUGAACACUCGCCUGUGUGUGACACUGGUGGUGGCUGCCUGGAUAGGGGGCUUUGUUCACUCCAUUGUACAGCUGGCUUUGAUACUUCCCUUGCCUUAUUGUGGCCCCAACAUCCUGGACAACUUCUACUGUGACGUUCCCCAAGUGCUGAGACUGGCCUGCACAGACACUGCCCUCCUGGAGUUCCUCAUGAUCUCCAACAGUGGGAUGCUGGUGCUCAUCUGGUUCCUCCUCCUCCUGACCUCCUACGCUGCCAUCCUGGUGAUGCUGCGCUCCCACUUGGGGCAAGCACGGAGGAAGGCAGCUUCCACCUGCACCACACACAUCAUCGUGGUGUCUAUGAUCUUCAUCCCCUGUAUCUAUAUCUACUCACGGCCCUUCACGCCCUUCCCUUUGGACAAGGCUGUGUCCGUCAGCUACACGGUAUUGACCCCCAUGCUCAACCCCAUGAUCUACACCCUGAGGAACCAGGAGAUGCAGGCAGCCAUGAAGAGAUUAGGAAAGAGCUUAGUGAUGUGCCACAAGGAGUGA